Messenger RNA from Hippocampus zosterae (dwarf seahorse), 2776 nucleotides. RefSeq names its product GA binding protein transcription factor subunit alpha (gene gabpa). Gene Ontology annotation, biological process: cell differentiation; regulation of transcription by RNA polymerase II. The record is from RefSeq and is a predicted model, not a curated record. Bases 536 to 1858 code for a protein of 440 amino acids. The transcript is spliced from 11 exons. NCBI's taxonomy places the organism in Eukaryota, Metazoa, Chordata, Actinopteri, Syngnathiformes, Syngnathidae. Gene Ontology annotation, cellular component: nucleus. Gene Ontology annotation, molecular function: sequence-specific DNA binding; DNA-binding transcription factor activity, RNA polymerase II-specific.
UUUCCAGAAAGAAGUUAGCUGUGUCGCUAGCGGUGUUAGCCAAGCCCGCCCGCCCGCUGCCCGAAACGGUGCGUAGUACACGUCGUUAAAUGAUAUAGGGCGUCGUUCGAUCCCCUCGCCGCAUUACAUCAACCGUUAGCACCAAACCUAACGUAUCAUACAAUAAAAUACAAGAGUGGAUAUCGAUUUUAGUCUUUCCGCGGACUUAGUGGUGUCACCGUAAACGCGUGUGCUGCCCAGACUGCUGCUCUCGGAAGUCUAUCAACGCAGUAAACCUUUGCCAGGAUUUCCGGCUCCUUUCCAUUUGCCCUAUGCUGUUUUGUUUCCGUUUAUUCUAUUUCCGUUUCUCAAACUUUCCCCCCAUUCAGAGUUCAAGUGCUAUUAACGCUCGUCUUUUUGAAAAUUUCAUCUCACAGCACAGCCAUCGCCCACAGAGGGCUUCCAUAGCCUCAGAGGGGCAUUCAUGACAAAGGCAGCCCUCAGGAGAAGAGUACAAAAUAAUUUGGAAGGAAGCUCACCACUCUUUUGAGAGACAAUGUCCAAGGGUGGAUCAGAUGAAAUGAUAGAGAUCGAGAUUGACGAACAGGAAAAACAAGCAUGCAUCGAGGAGGGGAGCAUGGAGGAACAGACCAUCAUGGCGGCAGAUCUGAUCCAGCAAGACAUCGACAUCAACGAGCCAGUCGGCAAUUUGAAGAAGUUGUUGGAGCCUCGUCUCCAAAUGUCACUGGAUUCAUUUGAAAUAUGCUUGCAGGACAUUCAGUUACACCCAGAUCACAGCCUCUUUGAUCAGGGCGUCAAAACAGAUGGCACGGUACAGCUCAGCCUGCAGCUCAUCACCAAACCAGGCGACGAGAGGUUGAACAUCUUGGAGAUCGUGAAGCCCGUCGAGACAGUGGAAGUGGUGAUCGACCCGGAUGCGGCGGGGGAGGAGGGCUCGCUGGUGGACGAGGGACAGCUCAUCGCCGUGGAGCGAUCCGGCCUGUCCGACGAGACUUCGGAGCAGGUGACGCGCUGGGCCGCUGCGCUCGAAGGGUACCGCAAGGAGCAAGUCCGGCUCGGCAUCCCAUAUGACCCGGUUCUGUGGACGGCCGACCAGGCGAUCCACUGGGCCGUGUGGGUGAUGAAAGAAUUCAACAUUGACGAAAUGGAAAUCGGGAGCAUUCACAUUCCCGGUCGAAACCUUUGUGCCUUCAGCCAAGAAGAGUUCCUCCAGAAAGUGCCAAACGGAGAGAUCCUUUGGAGCCACCUGGAACUCUUACGCAAAUAUGUUUUGGCAAGCCAGGACCAGUCCGGGGGGGACGCCACUGUCACCAUUGAUCAACCUGUGCAGAUAAUACCGGCUCAAGUCAACACGCCCACGGCCAUUAAAGUGUUGAAGCAGAACCGCGGACCCCGAACACCUCGCAUUUCCGGAGAGGAGCGCAGUUCUCCCGGCAACCGCACAGGCAACAACGGUCAAAUCCAGCUUUGGCAGUUCCUGCUGGAGCUGCUGACAGACAAAGACGCCAGGGACUGCAUUUCCUGGGUGGGCGAGGAGGGCGAGUUCAAGCUCAACCAGCCCGAGCUGGUGGCACAAAAGUGGGGCCAGCGGAAGAACAAGCCCACAAUGAAUUACGAGAAACUCAGCAGAGCCCUCAGGUAUUACUAUGACGGUGACAUGAUCAGCAAGGUGCAGGGCAAGCGCUUCGUGUACAAGUUUGUGUGCGACCUGCGGACCCUGAUCGGAUACAGCGCCGCUGAACUCAACAGCCUGGUGGCGGAAUGCGAGCAGAAGAAGAUGUCGCGAGUGCAGGUGCACGGCAUCGGGCAGCCCAUCACCACAGUGACGUUGGCCACCACGCUAGACAAGGACAGCUGAAGGAGGAGAAGGGAGGCCUGAACUCUCGAACUCCCCCCGAUGAACCCUGCUGCCACAGCCGAGUGGAUGAACACUUUAUUUCGGCAUUUUUUUCAAAACCACGAAAGAGGUGGACAGCGAUUCCAAAUGAGACGUGGCAACACAUGAACGCUUUGAAUGUGACUGAAAUAAUGUCUUCCUUGUCUGUAGUGACGAUCAUUGUGUACAUAUGUACACUAAUACAACACACAAACACACCGUAUUUUUCGGACUAUAAAUCAUUCCGGGGUAUAAAUUGGACCAGUCAAAACACACACACACACACACUUAGAAGUAGCACUGUUGAAUUGUGGGGGAGGGUUCUUUUGACAAAAAACAAGACCAAAACAGAAAAAGCACCAAUGAUAAAAUGUUAAUUUUAGCUCAAAAUACAUUGUUGGUGACUCAAAUUAAGACAAGACUUGGCUGUAAAACUGUGAAUGCCAGAUUAGAAUUUUUAAAAAAAUUCAGAAUCCUAAUAAACCAUUGAAUAUUGUAUUUGCUGGUCGAAAGAGGCGGCAAUGCACCAAAAGUAUUUGCCAAGUGCCAAGAGUUAGAAGUAGCCAUGGCAUUUACCGUGUGCCGUUUUGUCAAACAAAUAAAGGGACCGUCUCCCCUGCACGUUUGCUAGUUUGGAAUGCAGCGUCCACAAGAAUUUACAUUAAGAUGCACCUGAGUAUAAGUUGCAGGACCAGCCAAACUAAGAAAAAAAUGUAACUUGUAGUCCAAAAAAUACGGUACACCGACACGUUUCAUGUUUUUGAUAGCCGUGCCACGGCCCGUGUAUUUUCAUAUUUUCCUUUUAUAGAAGAACCUUUUUGUAUUUUUAUUUUAGUCUAUGUUCCCUUCAAUUUUGGACCCUGUUUUUUGUCCAUAAGGGGAAUAAAGUGGCAAAUAAUU